AUGAGGAGAUACACAAAACAAAGAAAUUUGGUGAAACCGGCUAAGACAAGAUUCGCAACAGCUAUCUUGACCUUGCAUAGCUUUUACCUGCAAAAGCAAAAUUUGCGAACCUUGUUCUUGUCAACCGAAUGGAGUGAGAGUAUCUAUGCAAAGGAAGCUCUUGGGAAAGAAGUUGCGAGAUUUAUUAUUGGUCCAUAUUUUUGGAAUGACAUUGUUCAAGCACUUAAAGUUGGUAAUCCUUUGGUUAUUGUACUUCGUUUGGUGGAUGGGGAGAAAAAACCACCAAUGGGAUACAUUUAUGAAGCCAUGGAUAGGGCUAAAGAAGCUAUUGAGAAGGCAUUUGAUCAUGAUAGGAGGAAAUAUGAGAGUGUGUUUGAAAUCAUUGAUAAAAAGUGGGAUGAUCAGCUUCAUCAACCAUUACAUACAGCAGGGCAUAUUUUGAACCCCGGAAUGUUUUACACAAACAAUGAGAACAAGACUUUAGAUUUAGACGUUUGGAAGGGGUAUCAUGCAUGUGUUGCGAAGUUGGUGCCAGAUGAAGCGAUGCAAGACAAAAUAGGGCAAGAGCUUGGUCUGUAUAUGCAAGCAGAUGGAAUUCUUGGAUUAGCUUCGGCCAUUAGAGGCAGAACCAAAUUGGCACCAGUUGAAUGGUGGAUGCAAUUUGGUUAUGAAGUUCCAAACUUGCAACAAUUUGCUAUUAGAGUUCAAAGCUUAACUUGUAGCUCAUCCGGAUGCGAGAGAAAUUGGAGUAUUUAUGAACAUAUUCAUAGUAAGAAGAGGAACAGGCUUGAGCUAAAGAAACUCAAUGAUCUCGUGUUCGUAAAAUAUAAUAGAACAUUGGCUCGUCGUUACAAAGCUCGCAAUAUCAUUGAUCCAAUUUUAUUGGAUAACAUUGAUGAAGCAAAUGAAUGGUUAAUCGGAGGCCCCGAAAAUUAUGAAGAAGAAGAAGAAGUGUUUGAAGGAGAAGGUCUCACUUUUGGUCAUGUUGCUAUGGCAAGUGGAGUUGAAGAGAAUGUUAAUAGUUUUCGGGGAAGUACUUUAAGGAGCAAAGAAAGAACUCUGGCUGGUGAAAAGGAAACACAUGAGAGUAGCGGUGAACAGUCAAGUGAAGAAGAAAAAAUGGUGAGAUUACAACUUAGCAAUCGAAUGAAGAAGAGGAGGAAGAUAGAACUGUGGCUGAUGACAUGGGUGAGAACCAGACUAUUGACAUCAGCAGCCGUUGCUGGAUCAGAUGAUGAUGUUUAUGGUGAUAACAAUUCUAAAGUUACUGGAUCAUCAAAUGAUGUUGGUGAUGCUGACAGUGAUCUCGAGACUCUUUCGACCCUAAAUGUGUAA
Nicotiana attenuata is the source of this 1335-nucleotide messenger RNA. RefSeq lists its product as uncharacterized. The coding region runs from base 1 to 1335 and encodes 444 amino acids. The record is from RefSeq and is a predicted model, not a curated record. Gene Ontology annotation, molecular function: protein dimerization activity. NCBI's taxonomy places the organism in Eukaryota, Viridiplantae, Streptophyta, Magnoliopsida, Solanales, Solanaceae. The transcript has 5 exons.